AUUGAUACCAGCUGAUCGGAGUUUCCUUUCCUUCAUCUCUCGCCCUUUCUUCGAGCUGGUUAACUCCGUGGAAUAUUGUGGGCAUUAAUGGCGGCGGGGGCGCGGGAAAAGAACGGCGCUAAGGGUUGCCGUUUCGCCUCCCUCCUCGACCUCGAAAUCCUCGCUUCCGUCUUCAUUUCCCGACCUCUCUCUCUUCGCCUAGCACACCAUUUUCGAGUUUAGGUUAAGUGUUCCGGGAUCUCCACUUCUCGUGACUCAGGGUCUUCAUUUUCUGUAAAUUGAAGCAUGGUCUUUAUUUCCUUGCACAUAAUUGAGGGUUUAGAGUUGCGCUUGUGAUCUUGGAAUGGAUGGGAGUAGCAGGUAUCGUGAAUCUGAGGAGUAUUACAAUCGUGGUCGGAGCAGUGACAAGGUGGUUGAGCUUGGCGAGUUCUUGUUUCCUGGUUCUUAUUGUGACAGAGGUAAUGUAGGACAAACAAAAGCAAUAAAUGAACAGAUCAAAUCUCACUCUACCCCACGUAAUGAGAUUGCUUCGCGUAUACAAUUCACUAGUGCUGCUAUGGAAAAUCCUUCUGUUGCUGAUUUGGAAAUGUUGCAAUCUGUGAAUUCCUUCUCUGAACUUCUGAGUGGCAAUGCUUAUCUUGGAUCAGUCGUCCAGCCAAAUAGUAGGUAUUUGCCACAAAUGAUUUCAAACUAUGCCGUCCCAGUGCCAUGCACGAGUUUUGUUAGAAGCAGUGAUUUGAGUGUGGUGCAUGGGAAGAAUGAAAGACUAUUGUGCAAGGAGUUGAUGAGCAACAGAGGAUGUGGUGCACUUCAAGCAUGGGAAAACAAUGAACAGGCAACACUGCAAAUAGGGAAUCGAUCAACAUUUCCUCCUGAGUCAGAAGUAGCAGACGAUGAACUUGGAUGUAAAGACUUGCAAGUUGCUCUGUGCAAAGAAUUGACAAAAAGUGAUGUUGGAAACACCGGGAGAAUAGUACUGCCAAAGAGGGAGGCUGAGGCUUGUCUUCCUCCUCUAUCUGAAAGAGAAGGCAUAGUAUUGCACAUGGAAGACAUGACACUUCAAUGCUCAUGGAAAUUUAAGUACAGGUUUUGGCCAAAUAACAGAAGUAGGAUGUAUAUUUUGGAAAAUACAGGUGAUUUUGUAAGGGCACAUUGUCUUCAAACAGGAGAUUCUUUAAUUAUUUACCGAAAUUCAACUUCUGGAAAUUUUUUUGUUAGGGGAAAGAAGGCAAAUCCACAGCAAUCUCCUAUGGAUUUAGUGACGUGCAACUGGAAAAAUCAAUUCAGUACCGAUGAAGAACACUGCAGCAGUUCCAUGUACGAUAAAUGAAGCUA
This is a messenger RNA of Zingiber officinale, 1335 nucleotides long. Its product is annotated as B3 domain-containing transcription factor LEC2-like. The transcript has 9 exons. Bases 344 to 1330 code for a protein of 328 amino acids. The record is from RefSeq and is a predicted model, not a curated record. NCBI's taxonomy places the organism in Eukaryota, Viridiplantae, Streptophyta, Magnoliopsida, Zingiberales, Zingiberaceae. Gene Ontology annotation, molecular function: DNA-binding transcription factor activity; DNA binding.